CUUCGGUUGCAGCAAUUUUCUAGCUGUGACAAAACUAAAAACCUGCACCGUUAGACUAGUAGACUGAGAGAGGAGUUGAGCUGAGCUAGCGAUGGCCAUGGAGACGGAGCAGCCACUGCCCAUACUCCUGUCCGCCGAUUCAGUAGCCGUCCUGGCCGUGGGCACCCUUCUUGCUCUUGCCCUGAACCACUUGGUCUCGUCAUGGCGAUCUGCUCGUCGUCUUCCCCCGAGCCCGCCGGGCCUCCCGGUGAUCGGCCACCUCCACCUGCUGCGGCCGCCGGCGCACCGCACCUUCCACGAGCUCGCGGGAAAGCUCGGGCCCCUCAUGCACAUCCGCCUCGGCUCCACGCACUGCGUCGUGGCCGGCUCGGCCGACGUCGCUAGGGAGCUCAUCCACCGCCACGACGCCGCCAUCUCGGGGCGGCCGGUCACGGCGCUGGCCCGGCUCUUCUCCUACAGCUCCGCCGGCUUCGCCUUCACCCCCUACAGCCCACGGUGGCGCUUCCUGCGGCGGCUGUGCGUGUCCGAGGUGCUCAGUCCGCGCACCGUCGAGCAGCUGCGCCCCGUCCGCCGCGCCGCCCUGGCGCCGCUGCUGCGGGCCGUGCUGGCGGCGUCGGAGCGCGGCGAGGCGGCGGACGUCACCGGCGAGCUCGUCCGGUUCGCCAACGCGUCCAUCAUCCGGAUGGUCGCCAGCGACGCGCCGGGGAGCGUCGCCGACGAGGCGCAGGGCCUCGUGAAGGCGGUGACGGAGCUGAUCGGCGCCUUCAACGUGGAGGACUACGUCCCCCUGUGCCGCGGCUGGGACCUCCAGGGCCUCCGCAGUACGGCCGCCGGCGUCCACCGGCGAUUUGACGCCUUGCUGGAGCAGAUGAUCAGGCACAAGGAGGAGGCCAGGGAGCGUGGCCGCAGCUGCGGCGCGAUUUAUGAGCUUGAGCACGAGCAGGAGGACGAGAAAGGGUCGGCGCCGGCGACACGCAAGCGCAACAAGGACCUGCUGGACAUCCUGCUGGAGAAGGCGGAGGACGAGGCGGCGGAGGUGAAGCUCACCAGGGAGAACAUCAAAGCCUUCAUCACUGACGUGGUGACCGCGGGGUCCGACUCGUCGGCGGCCACGGUGGAGUGGAUGCUGGCAGAGCUGGUGAACCACCCGGAGGUCAUGCGCAAGGUGCGGGAGGAGAUCGACGCGGUGGUCACCGGGGACUGCAGGAUCGUCGGCGAGGCCGACCUGCCGAGGCUGCCCUACCUGCAGGCGGCGUUCAAGGAGACGCUGCGGCUGCACCCGGGGGCGCCGAUCGCGCACCGGGUGUCGACGGCGGAGAUCUCCGUCCGUGGGUUCAUGGUACCGCCGCGGACGGCGGUGUUCAUCAACGUGUGGGCCAUCGGCCGCGACCCGGCCUUCUGGGAGGACCCGACGGCGUUCAGGCCGGAGCGCUUCAUGCCCGGCGGCGCCGCAGCGGGGUUGGAGCCCCAGCCCCGCGGCCACCACUUCCAGUUCAUGCCGUUCGGCGGCGGCCGCAGGGGGUGCCCCGGCGUGGGGCUCGCGCAGCAGUCCGUGCCGGCGGUGCUCGCGGCGCUCGUGCAGUGCUUCGACUGGGCGGUUGCUGAUGGCGAGACGGGGUUGGUCGACAUGGAGGAGUCCGACGUCGGGCUGGUGUGCGCUCGCAAGCACCCGCUUCUGCUCCGUCCCACCCCUCGCCUCAACCCGUUCCCGUCAGUCGUCUAGGCUAGCUCGAGUUGCCUCUUGCCGAACAUGGAUAUUUCGCAUAUGCAUACCACCACAUGGACUACCCGAGCCAUUCAUCUUUGAAUCAAUAGUGAAAUGGAUCAACGUUGAAUGGAGAAAAACCAACUGAGAUAAACCAUCGGUCACAUGUACAUGUGAUUUUGCAUUUUCCGCCUCUUGUCUGCAUGCUGGCUGGCUUGCUGAUCUAUCUUCUAUACAAUGCUAUCGUAUGCAUGCUCCUGUAAAUCUGUAAUGUAUAUAGGGGUAUUUUACGACGCAAUACCCAUUAAGCUAAAAAAAAAAGAAGAUACCAUUUACCAUC
Molecule: messenger RNA, 2045 nt
Organism: Setaria italica (foxtail millet)
Lineage: Eukaryota; Viridiplantae; Streptophyta; Magnoliopsida; Poales; Poaceae
Product: cytochrome P450 93G1
Exons: 2
Coding region: 92-1723 (543 amino acids)
Cellular component (GO): membrane
Molecular function (GO): heme binding; iron ion binding; oxidoreductase activity, acting on paired donors, with incorporation or reduction of molecular oxygen, NAD(P)H as one donor, and incorporation of one atom of oxygen
Source: RefSeq, a predicted model, not a curated record